Molecule: messenger RNA, 1506 nt
Organism: Grosmannia clavigera kw1407
Lineage: Eukaryota; Fungi; Ascomycota; Sordariomycetes; Ophiostomatales; Ophiostomataceae
Exons: 2
Coding region: 1-1506 (501 amino acids)
Source: RefSeq, a predicted model, not a curated record
AUGGCGCCGCUGGUUCUGCACAAUGUUCCGGACGACGAGCUAUACACGGGAAAGGACGGGGUGACGAGGCCGUUUGCCGUGGUCGGGGCCACAGACGAACGUCGAUCCGCGCGGCUGCGGCGACAAGGGCAGACGAACCACGGCGCGUUUGGGCGGACGCGAACGCGGCCCCAAGCGGGUUCGGGGCCGUCGAGUGGACGACGGCCACAGCCGGCAGCCAAGGCGAUGACGACGACGACGACGGCAGCAGACGAGGUGUUUAGCGGGUGGAAGCGGCACCAGGAGAUGGAGGUGCAGCAGCAGCAUCAGCAUCAGCAGAACCAGCAGCACCACCACCACGGGGAGCUAGAGGCGCCGAGCGGUCUAGGCGCACGAAAGGCGAGCAGCAGCAGUCUCGGGGCUGACGAGGACGAGUCGGACGCGAUGGCGGUAGCGACGACGACGACGAUAGCAGCCGGCAAGACGCAGCACCGCGCGAACCAGCCGACAGAGGUGAUUCUGCGCGGUUACCGCGGCCCCGAGUACCAGUACGCGGCCGUGGACCGAUACGAGCAGAUUGCCGGGCGGAUCUGCGAGGACUACCCACGCGAUCCGCCGGUGGGCAGCAGCCGGCGUGGCUUCCGAGGCGGCGGAGGACUGCGACAGGCGGCAGCGCGUGCGGCGGCCACGGUGGCGUCCAACGGGACGGCGGCCCUGACGACGGCCGAGCGACAGGCCGUGAUGCAGCGGGUCGCCAGCGGACGGCACUGGGUCAAGGUGACGUUUGAGUCGGCUGCCGCAGCUGAGGCCGCCUUGUAUGCCUCGCCCCAGAGCGUGCUCGGCUACCUCGUGUCGGCUGAGCUGUUCUGCGGCCUCGUCUUGGCCCCGGCUGACGACGUCGCCGUGCCUGAUCCUGACGCUCUCGUCGACGGCGCCCGCGCCUAUCGCGCCCAUGCCGACCACGACCGCGGCGAGCACUUUUCCUUUCCCCCACCCGUCUCGCUCUCUGGCUCCUCCCACACUGUCGAGUCCGGCACCGUCACCAACGACGACGGCCGCGACCUCUCCACAACCUCGUCUUCAACCGCUCGACGGGCUGCUGCGCCGUCCAGCACGGCUAGCGGCAGCAUCGCCAACGACUUUCCCGGCAGUUGGGUCGGCCAGGCCGAGCUCGUCAACUCGGACAAGGACCUGGACAGGAACAAGGACAGCAGCAAGGACACGAACAACAGCCCUCCUCCUCCCGAGAGCGAGUUCUGUCGCCGCAUUCCCACCGCCCGACGCGCCAUGCUCAAGGCCCCUGAACAGGCUCUGCUGCCGCGCGAGUCGGCUAUGCGCUCGCUCUUCAAACAGGUCCCGUUGUUGCAUCGGCUGACUGGAACCAUCAUCGGCAACCAGGUCCCGCGUCGCGAGGACGGCGUGUUCGACUGGGACAAGGCUAGCCUGUACUGGAAGCUUAUGUGGUUCCUCGACUACCUCUUCGGCCUCUUUGGCGGCGAGAUCCUGGACGCGAACAAGGAGGAUUGA